UGCCAAUCUAGACGCAGCCAAGAUGUUUGAGUUGCUCUGCCUUGUUUCCCUAUGUAUAGCUAUUUAGCAUCUGCGUGCAGUCGUGCACUAUUGUAAGUCACGUUAAAUUCCGUUGCAGGGAAACUGCUACAUCUCAUUCAAAAUGUGAUUCUCUUCCAUUCUUCGUUCGCGUUCCAACGAGUCACUCCUUCCGUGCUGCGCGAUCCGCGUUAGCCCCGCACCGACACAACGUCUGGAGCUUGACAGGGGAGAGGCUGCGCGCUUCUCACACUACCUCGCCACACGUAGAGCCGUGGGUGGGCGAUGCGGGCCGGGCGCGAUUUGCUGAUUUUUAAAUCCACCUGCGAGUGCUAGAAACGCGGAGCUUGGGCGGGGCCCGUGUGAAAUGAGUCCGGCCCCAGCCCGCUGUCAGCAGCUGCACCGCACCGCCCUUCUGCCACUGCAGCAGAGGCAACGGCACUUCCAGGCCAGGCUUGCGAGAGACGCGUCCCGCCCCAGCGCUUGCAACUGACGGCUCCUGGGGCUAUACAUAGUUUGGUUUCUGUCGCCGCCGUCAUUCUGGCUCGGAGGCAAAUUGUUCCAGUCCGUGGACUCGCUUGCAGAACUGUGUUGUGCUAUUGUUCAGUAAAUACAGACCUGACAGUGAAUCUCAGUCUAUUGUCUUAAAUCUGUUUAAUAUUUGGAGUGCUUUCUUAGGAUGCUGGUUCCCUUGGUACUGUAUGCAGCUGUCAUCAUAGGAAGUGGUGAAGUUCAAGGUGAUGAAUGGAUUGACCCCACAGAUAUGCUCAAUUAUGAUGCAGCUUCAGGAACAAUGAGAAGACCUGCUAAGGUAAAUCAUGACGACUCUGAUAAUAAGAAGGUAGCGGAUACUGUUGCAGACUUGGGAAGCACUACAGCAUUAUCGGAGUGCCAUAGGAAAUUAGAAUUCUUCAUUCAGAAGAUUGAAGAGUGUGAGAAGAAAGAGAAGACCAUGUUAAGUGAAAGUCGCAGCAUUCAUGUUUUUAGGAGAUACUUGAAUAAGAUUUUACUUGAAGCUGAAAGACUUGGCCUUCCUGAUGAAAACAUUGGCAAUGGGCAUUAUGAUGCUGAGAUCAUCCUUACAAGUCAGGCUCUUUUGGAGAUCAACAGAUUUCUCAGUGAAGGGGACUGGAAACCAGGAGCUUUGGAUGAUGCAGUUAGUGAUAUUCUGAUUAAUUUUAAACAUCAUGAUUAUGAAGUGUGGAAAUGGAAGUUUGAAGACGCUUUUGGAAUUGAUCCAUACAAUGUGUUCAUGGUACUCUUGUGUUUGGUGUGCAUUACAGUAAUUGUAGCUACUGAGCUAUGGACACAUAUUGGCUGGGUUACUCAAGUAAAACGUAUUUUAUUCAUCAGUUUUCUCAUCAGUUUUGGAUGGAACUGGAUCUACUUAUACAAGAAAGCUUUUGCACAGAAUCAAGCUGCUGUGGCCAGAAUGGGAGAUCAUGACACAGUAUGUGCUGAGAAGCUUGAUUGGAAGGAUAGUCUCUUUGAAUGGGUGAGACGUUCAUGGACGUUCCAGGAUGAUCCUUGUCAGAAGUAUUAUGAAACAAUACUAGUAAAUCCCAUUUGGCUAGUUCCCCCAACAACCGCGUUGGCUGUUACAUUUACCAAUUUUGUAACAGACCCAUUAAAACUUAUAGGGAAAGGAAUUGGUGAAUUUAUUAAAGCCCUUAUGAUGGAGAUACCAAUGCUACUACAGAUUCCGGUGUUAAUCAUCAUAGCUCUGGCUGUUCUGGGUUUUUGCUAUGGUGCAGGAAGAUCAGUUGCUACAUUAAGGCAUUUAGCAUACCCUGAGAGGAAACCAUCUCCUUCGCUUCCUCCAAAUGACAGUCAGCAACGGGAACAAAUAAAUUAUAGUACAGGUGAUUCAGAUGCUAAUUACAGAAAAAACGUUCGUCCCCUCGCUGGAGGACCUUAUGACAGAGGAGAUGAUCACAUGAGACUUCAAAUUGGCAACAGCAAUAAAGUUCUGCCAGCAGAUGAUAUACCAGAUGGACAAAGAGAAAAGCAUCACAAGUAUAGAUUGCACCCAAUGUCUCAAGAACAAACUACCUGUAACGUAAAAGCCAGAGCAGAUCAAAGCCAUGGUGGAGAGAUUGCACCAGUUGUACAAGUAUCUGAUAAGAAUUGUGAAACUAAAGAAAAUUGUAACUCAAAAAAGGAGAGAACAAAUCAAAACUCAGCUCAUACAACAGGAGAUCUUGAAAAGAAAGAAAAGGGCACUCUACAUGGAUUAAUAGAACGCACACCGGAAAUUAAAGAAUCUCUGGACUCUACUGAAUCAUCUCCUUCAUUUCUUCCAAGUGAUAGGCAGCAACAGGAACAAAUAAAUUACAGUGCAGUUGAUUCAGAUGCCAGUCCCCUCAGAAUAAGACCUUAUGACAGAGGAGAUGAUCACAUGAAACUUCAAAAUAGCAACAGAAAUGCUGAUGUUUUGCUGGCAAAUGAUAUUCCAGAUCCACCAAGAGAAGAGCCUCCGGUGGUAGCAUCCAUUGAACAAAGUCAGCAGACUACUACUUAAGACCUCUCAGAAACCUUAAUGCCUUGGUUUUAGCUUCCUGGUGCAAUGGAACCCCAUUGCAGGUGCAAGUGCAGAAAUUAAUCAGUGCCUGUUGUUGAGAGCCACUACCUGGGUUUGCCAUUUAGAUUCCUGAGGCCUUCUCAUCCUUCCAUUUUUUUGCGGAGGUGGAGGGGUAGGGAGAUCCUCACUACUCCUAUGGGCCUCCUUACAAAAGUCUUGUGAUGGAGAACUAAGCAACUCUGUGUAUUUCAAAGUAAGCCUAGCUUGGUUGUAAAGCAAAAGCUUAAUUUAAAUAAAUAGCUACUUUUUAAAGAAAAAAUAGUCAGCAUGUGAUUUGU
Pelodiscus sinensis (Chinese soft-shelled turtle) is the source of this 2877-nucleotide messenger RNA. RefSeq names its product chloride channel CLIC like 1 (gene CLCC1). Gene Ontology annotation, cellular component: endoplasmic reticulum; membrane. The record is from RefSeq and is a predicted model, not a curated record. Gene Ontology annotation, molecular function: chloride channel activity. NCBI's taxonomy places the organism in Eukaryota, Metazoa, Chordata, Testudines, Trionychidae.